UGAAAACGCUUGAAGUAUCAUAGCAACGCAACUUAGCUGUUUAAUUUUAAUUUCUCAGACAUCACAGACAACUGUGGUCUUUCUAUAUACGUUUUCAUAUCUUUGUUGUUAAUAAUGAAUGAAGCAGUCAUGGUUUUAUUCACUUCCAAGAACUUAUUUUCAGGAAAAAUCAAGUAUGGUUGAAGACGUCCAAUAUGGCCGGCCUUGCACCAUUUGGACGAGAUGACCAGCCUUUAUUUGAUGUGAAAAUUGUUGGUGGAAAACGAGUGGAAGUCGAAGUUGAUAAAUACGGAAACCCCUUGAAGCAGGAAAGGAGCACUCAUCUGCCAGGAACACAACAGAAAGUGAGUCCUACAGCUUUGUCAAGUGCAAGUUCCGCCAAAUCGUCAAGGGCAUCUGUUCCCCCUUGGGUAAACAGAGGCGACACACCUCCGAGGAAACUAUUGAAAUCACUGGAAAGUUCUGAUGAUGGGAGUCACAACUCCGCACGAGGUCUGCACCGAUUUUCUUCGCCAAGUUCGCAGGCUGUUUUACCGCCGAUAAAAAAGUCUUCAUACUCUAGUGUAGAUCAUGAAAGCAAGACUAAAUCUUUGACUUCAAAAUUGAAUUCAGUCUUGUUAGGAUUUGACACUUUGAGACUGAAAGAUGCCUAUCUUAGCUUCGCAGGCUUUGACUCGACUUUGUCGGGUUUUGUUUCUGCUGAGCAGAUUGAGAGGGAAUUCUUCAGACUACAAAUACCAGUGAGAGGAGAGCUUUUGAAUGAAUUAUUAGCGUUAUUCAUGUCAGCUCAUAGACCAAACUGGAUUAAUUAUGAACAGCUUUUGAAUUUUUUAAAUAAUGCUGUUCAGCCAGCUGCAACAAGAGAGUUUCAUGUCCCUAAGCUGGAUUUAACAUCAAACCCAGGUGACAGACUGCAAGAGAAAAUAUCAGCUAAAUCUCCCAGAGAAACCAACUUGCCAUUAAAACCAAACCAAGUAUCGCCAAGAGCUGAUGAAUCACAAAAAGGUCGUCAGAGUGCAAUAGCUGUAAGAAAAGCUUUUCAAGAUAAGCAAGAUACUGCAAUCUUGCUACAAAUGGAAGAAAUGCUUAAGGAGGUUGAGAAUGCCCAAGAACAAAUUCAUACUUUAAGAAGAGCUUUAGAAGAACAGGAUGUGACAAGAGUAGAGGUCAUAUCCACUCAGAAGUUGAAGACUAUUUGUUUGCAUCAUCGCAUUCCUUUUCACAACUCUUUGUUGGAUAAAAUAAUUGACAGACUUGACAGAUAUAACUCUGGAAGAGUCAGUUGGUUUGAAUUCAUCUCCUUCAUUGAGCGGGCACUGCCUCUUCCCUCACCAAGCAUUGCCUCAAGUCCAAGCCAAAGUAGAAAUAGUCGCUGUGGUCUAGAGACCCCCCCUACUAGGCCAGUGUGGGAAACAAGACAGCCCCUUAAAGGAGUCCAUAGAGGGAGACAGCAUGGGCUGCAAGGUGAUAUGCUUGGGGAGCAACACAGAAGUUUAGAAGAGGGAAGUGUCAUUGGUAAUCAACAAUGGCAGGAUCCAUAUCAACAUCACAGCAAAGCUCCAAUGCAGCAGAUAUCAGAUGGGAGUGGUGGGGAUAAUUUUGACAUGUCACUUUAUGCAGAAGAUGAAAGAAAACAACUUGAAGACAGACGAGAGGACUUGUUAAGGAAACAGCACGAAUUAAUUGAACAAAAACGGCAAAUUCAGAGAGAACAGGAAGAGCUUAAUCAAUUUAUUCAACAACAGAAGGAGAAGCUGUAUGAUGGAGAUGGUGAUUACGACCCUCCGCAUUAUGUGGAGAAGGAAAGUAGGGUUGAAAGAUUCAUGAAACUGGCAAAUGCUCUUUAUGUCUGUGACCAGGAUCAGUCAGGUCUCAUAGAGGCAGACAUGGCUCGUCGCUUACUGAAUAACUACAACCUUGUUAAUCAACUGGACUUUUCUGCACAGCUGAUUGAAAACACGAUUAAAAGUUGUUCAACCACAGAUGACAAAGUUAGUGUGGAUGAUUUGAUAGAUGAACUUAAAGGCCAUCUUUGAAAGAGUUGCAUGCUGGAAAAUGGUGUUCACUUGUGAGGUGUGCGGUGGGAUGAAUGUGUUGGUCAAAAGGAGUAUUGCAAAAUGAACAAGAUAAAGGGGUACUCCUUUACUGUUUGUGCAAGUUUUUCCAAGUUCCAGAUCCAAAUGUUCAUUCCAGUUACUUUGUUUUUGAACAUUUUAUAAUAAUUAUCUUUUUUUAUUUCUUUUUCUUGCAUAAUGUAUCUCUUUGUGUAUAGCAUUGUUCUUAAGUUAAAUGAUUUUCCUGUCACAAGAAAAGUAACAUUGAUGUUGCCCAAAAGCAGAGGUUUAAACAGAAUGCCAGUUAAAAAAACUUGUCAAUAUAAAGAGAAGAUUGUUUUCAAAAUAGCUGGUCAUGUUGUCAAGAGAACUCCUUUAAGGUCUUCUUCAUACCUUCCAAAGGGCCCAUAUGCCCAACGUUAAGUUGUACUUUUAAGGUUUUUUAUUUUAUAUUCAUAUCCCCCUGACCUUGUAAAUUUAACUUGCAUGACAGGAUUUUAAGUAGUCAAUGUAUUCAUUGUAAAUAAUGUUAUUGUUGUAAGUCCAUUUAGACAGGUAUAUUUAUAUAGUUACAAUUAUCCCUAGCGUGCUUGAACAAGCCUAAAAGAAUGCGUGGUCUGUAGGCUGAACAUUUAGAGAUAGCUAAAUGGGCUAUGGAAGUAAAACAAAAUCCAAACGUCCUUCAAACUGUUCAAAAUUAAAUUUGUUUAUGGGAUGCCUUUCUUUGAAAGCUAUUGCGUAGGCAAUAUUUGAAAAGUUUUGAUGAUCUAACAAGCAAUCAAAAAACCGUUAUGAAUGUUUAAUUUCAUUGUAAAGAUGUGACAUCUAUCUUCUGCUUGUUACCUAACUAAAGUUACUGCCAUUACCCCCCAGAGUCAACACGGUCAGGGGCUCAUUUCCCGGAGCUUCCAUCUUCCAUACUGACCCUCUGAGUCAACCCUGUCCCGUAUCUUUCUAUUUUUGGAAGCACCUUCCACGGCGGUUUUCGCGGGUGUUUUUAUAAUAGCCAAUGAUAGCCAAUGAUUUUUAUAAUAGCCAAUAAUAGUGUUUUUAUAAUAUUCAAUCAUAAGAGAGCUGUCGUCUCUAUUGUGUUACGUCUCUAUUGUGUCACUUGCAGGCCACACGAAAUUA
This is a messenger RNA of Stylophora pistillata, 3185 nucleotides long. RefSeq lists its product as uncharacterized. NCBI's taxonomy places the organism in Eukaryota, Metazoa, Cnidaria, Anthozoa, Scleractinia, Pocilloporidae. The record is from RefSeq and is a predicted model, not a curated record. Gene Ontology annotation, molecular function: calcium ion binding.